Molecule: messenger RNA, 1626 nt
Organism: Klebsormidium nitens
Lineage: Eukaryota; Viridiplantae; Streptophyta; Klebsormidiophyceae; Klebsormidiales; Klebsormidiaceae
Source: the annotation of a GenBank genome assembly
AUGCUCAGUGAGUUCGAUUUUGAAGUCAAGCACAAGCCGGGGGUUGACAACGAGAUGGACUAUCUGAGUAGGUUCCCCCAGCAGAGCAGCGCGGACUGGGCUGGGGUGAGGCAGGAGGGCGACUUGGAGGAGGCGGGGGCGCUCGCGUGGUCGGCGGCGGCGUGCCUGUCCUGGCAGCCUGGUGAGCAGCCGGAAGGGGAGCAGGGACUGGGGCCAGGAACAGGGGUGCAGCCGCCAGUAGAUGUGUGGGAGGAUCAGGGGCUGUUGGCGGUGCUGCGGGGUGAGGGGCUGCCUGCAGGGUGCAGCCCGCGGGAGUGGGACAGACUGCAUCACCGGGCCCGUGGGUACGAGUGGCGGCAGGACCACUUGGUCAGGAGGUUAGCCAGCGGGGAGGCGAGGGUGGUUCCGCGGCCAGCGGUGCGCGCGCAGCUGGUUAGGGACCUGCAUGAGCGCGCUGGGCACAUGGGAGUCCGCAAGACGGUGUCCCUUCUGCGUCCCCACUAUUGGUGGGUAGGACUGUCGGCGGAGGUGGAGCAUGCGGUCAGGGGCUGCGAGGCAUGUGACAGGGUGCGUGCCACCUUCAAUGCCAAGCACCCAGCGCUCCACCCGCUGCCCAUCAGAGGCUUGUUCUACUGGUGGGGGUUGGACUUCGCAGGACCGCUCCCCAAGUCGGUGAGGGGGAAUCAGUAUGUGCUGGUGCUCGUGGAGCACUUCAGCAAGACUGUGGUCCUGGCGCCCACCGUGGACAAGGAGCCGGCGUCCACGGUGGCUGCGGUCUUCACACGAGAGGUGUUGACGCGAUAUGGGGCGUGCGCUAAGGCGGUGACAGACAGGGGCGGUGAGUUUGGGGGGGAAUUCCAAGCGUGUCUGGAUGCUGCGCUGAUUGACCACCGGGCGACCUCUGCCUAUCACCCGCAGGCGAACGGGUUGAGCGAGCGCAUCGUUCAGGUGGUGAAACGGGCGCUGCGCAAGUGGUGCCUGGGGCACCCCGCAGAGGAGUGGCAUUUGUAUCUGCCAUGGAUCGCCAUGGGAUACAAUUUCAGUGCGCAGCACUCUCUGGCGGGGUUCUCCCCGUACCAGCUGUUGCAUGGCAGGGAGCCGGUGGUGCCUGGCGCCAUCAAGGUCAGGGUGGAGGAGUCGCUGGACCUGGAUGACGAGGCUCGCCUGGUGGCGCUGGUGGAGGAGCGCGCGGCGCUGUUCAAGAAGUGGGUGCCCAUGGCGAUGGGCAAUUUGGAGAUCGCCCAGCACAGGGACACGCUGCGGUAUGCUAAGACCAGGAGUGGGGCGUGGAAGCCGCAGGUGGUGCGUUACGAGGUGGGAGACUAUGUUUACUUGCAGCGGGAGAUGGUGGAUACGCUGGACACGCGAGCGGGGGCGCGGAUUCUGAGGGUGCGCUCAGUGGGGGGGAACGGCGUGCUGGAGCUGGAGGGAGCAGACGCGCGGACAGUGCGGGUGCACGUGGAGCGGUGCGCUCCUUGUCACCGCGCAGAUGUGGAUGGGCGAGUUGACCCCAGUGCAUGGGUGGACGAGCGCUGGAGGAUCGCCAGCCAAACAGGUAGUAAGGUGUGCCCUUGUUGUGGACACGGGCUCAGGAGGGGAUGGGUAGUGCGGCUGGCAUGCCCAUGA